AUUCGUUAUCAAAGGUUUUCCUUGGGAAUUUGAAACCUGGCCGCGCGCGAGGAAUGGAAGAAUGCUAUCGAUGGCGCCGUGACGACAGGAAAGCCGCAUCAUCAUCGUCCGUCUCCAUAGACGCAUGGGACUUGGAUAGGUUGCGGGCAGUAUGUGCCGAUCUCAACGUGAAGCUUCGUCGUGAGGUUGAAGCCAAACAACAACUACAGCGGCUCCGCGCUCGCGACAAGGAACGGUUCAAAGAAGAGUUUGGCCAGUUUGAAGCUCGCUUGAUUCGUGCGAACGAGACUCUCGAGAAGAACCGACAGAUCGUGGAAGCAUCGUUGGUUGAGAAAGACAAGAUCAUUGAGCAACUCCAGCAACAGGUCGACAGGAAGCAGCACACCAUCGAAUGCCUAAAGCAAGAUCCCCGUCUUCUAUAUUCCAGUCGGCACCGUCAGCGACAGGCUCAGGAUCCUUCUUUCGAUCACCUCGAUGGCGAUCGAAACGAUGACCCAAAUGCAAACAUCCACGAAUUGGAGCGACAGAUCUCCAAGCUGUACGGAGAACUGAAUGAAGCACGACAGGUGCAGCAAGCUCAAAACGACCAGAUCGAAGGAAUGAAAGCAGCGAGUGCCAAGCUCGUGGCGUCGCUGAAGAAGAUGAAAUUCAAAGUCAAGGAGGCUGCAAAUACUGCCGAGAAUCACAUGGUCCACGACAUGACUCGAAAGUGCAUGCGACUAGAGGCUGAAAAAGCAACAAUCGAAACAACGCUGCAAACGACGCAAGCCAAGUUGGUGGAAUGCAAAGCCGUCGUGAAGGACUUGACAGAAAGGUUGACAACCGCCACUGAACGAAUCGUUGCUCUGGAAGGCGACGUCAGCGCCAGAAUUGCCGCCGAGGGUGCGAUGGAGAAACAAUGGCGCAGACAGCAGCACUACAUCCAGGAUCUCGAAAUCGACUUCAAAACUAUCGGACGAGUAGACGUGAACAACCCCGAGAUGGAACAUGCGCAACGAACGUUGGCUUCAAAGACAGAGAAGCUCAUGAAACUUGAGAAAAGGCUCCAGCGAUAUGAGCGCGACAUUGCCGGACUUCGUGAAACGCAAGGCGAUGGUGUCGUCGUUCUGGAUCCACAGAGAAAGGCGUUAUCCCUCGUCGAUCUCGACUACGUCCUUGCGCAGACCCACAAGAUCGAGGCGAAAGCUGACGCAAUGUCUCGCAUGGUGCAAGUGUACGAAGCAGGGGGGCAUCCUCCUGCUGACUUGCACGAGCUGUUGCUUCGCCUGGACGACCAUCAAGGCUUGGAAACGUGUGACCGCAUAGCAUCUGAGCAAGAAGGGAAACAGCGCAUCCUGAUGUCCUUGAUGCAGUCCCAAGCCAUCCUCGACGACGUCGCCCACCAUCUCGCGCAAGCGUUCGCGCGCUUUCUCGGAUUCAAAUGUAAUAUGGAAUGAACACGAGAACGCAGUCUUAAUUUAAUUCGAAAAUUGUAUUGUAUGUU
Molecule: messenger RNA, 1483 nt
Organism: Aphanomyces invadans
Lineage: Eukaryota; Oomycota; Saprolegniomycetes; Saprolegniales; Verrucalvaceae
Exons: 9
Coding region: 54-1436 (460 amino acids)
Source: RefSeq, a predicted model, not a curated record